AUGACAACCUCGACGCUUGGCUUCCUCACGCUCUAUAUUCCGCGCCCGAGCGCCAAACCGCAGCGCUACCUCGGCGCGGGCCUCCCGAUGCGCCGCGUGCUUCUCGUCCUCUGUCGCUCUGCCUACAAGCUCUUGGCGGCUGCCAAGGACAUGUACGACACCAAGCUCUGUCCGCUGCUCGACAGUGCUCAGACGAUCCAGACGCUGCACACUGCAGUCGCCGCCAAAGAAUCAACCAUGACCGACCUCACCACAACAGUUGCAGCGCUCCUCGAAGCCGCGCGGAUCAGCGCCGACCUCAAGGUCGAGCCGUAUCAGACCAAAAUUCAACUGCACCGCGCGAGCAAGGUCGCCCAGCGCGACUUGAAAGCGAUUCGCACCGCGCACAGCAAGCUCCAGAAAGAACACAAGGCGCUCGACCGAACGGCGACCUCGACCGCCGCGACGUUCAAGAUUCGACUGGUCCACGCUGAAAAAGAGACGAUGGCCGCCAAGGGUCUCGCUGCAGCGGCCCUUGCAACGCUAGUUGGCCGUCGACACGAGCAUGAAAUGGCGAUGGCAGCGGCCGAUUCGGCUGCCAAAUACGUCCCGAUCCAGCUAUUUCAGUCCAAGCGAGUCCUUGCAGCAUGCGCCCAAGAGGCCACCACUGCCCAAAACGCGCUGCGUGACGUGAUUGCCGAGCGUGACGCACUGGCCGCCUCCAACGAACAGCUCGCCCUCCAACUGCGGGCGGCGACGACGCGCGUGGCAGCACUUGACGCCGCGUCGACGGCCGCUUCCGAGCGUGACAAAGUGCAAAUGGCGACCGCGGUGGCGUUGCCGGCCAUCGGCACGGACCAAGUCGACGACUUGGUCACCAGCUUCUUCGACAUGGUCGUGAUAAGCACCUUUGUUGCUUCAAGCCUGCGCACCGACCCCGUGCAGCGAAUCCUGCUCUGCCUCUACGUUCUCUGCGUGGUCGUCGUCGGUAUCCCGCUCGUGCUCCUCCCAGUCCUCGUAUGUCUCAAAGCCGACGGCGUCUUCACGGCAUCUUGGGCCGCAACGCUGACGCCGCUUUGGAUCACGGACUUCGUGCUUCUCAUUCUCGUGGAUGUGAUCACGGACCCUUCGCCGCCCGAGUCACCAACCACACCACUGCACGCUACGACCAGUGACGACGCCACGGUCGUUCUUGACGCUACCACCGAGGUAAGCAGCAGCCGCGAAGCCGAUGAGGAGGCUGCUGCCCCGACCGACGAUGCUGCCAGUUCCAAAAACGCCACGGCGCCGGACGUGAGCACCGAGGUGGUCGCAAGCGCGAGCGGCGAUGUUGCCGUCGGCGCCAGCAACGACAACAGUGACGCGGCCGCCAAGCCUUUCCUGUCAAAGUACUGCAGUUAG
This is a messenger RNA of Saprolegnia parasitica CBS 223.65, 1380 nucleotides long. RefSeq lists its product as hypothetical. Bases 1 to 1380 code for a protein of 459 amino acids. Lineage: Eukaryota; Oomycota; Saprolegniomycetes; Saprolegniales; Saprolegniaceae. The record is from RefSeq and is a predicted model, not a curated record. The transcript is spliced from 4 exons.